ACGCAAUCUUACAGGGGAAAUCGUUUGGGUUGCACACUAUGGGGAGAAUACGUGGACCGGUUCAUGGAUUGUUUGACCCAGAACAACCAAGAACCGGUAAUCAUGCUUUUGAGCUUUUGCCGCCCGAGGCGCUAUAUGGGGACUGUUACUGUCUCUACCGCAUUUCACGUUACCAAGAUGAUUUUCGAUGGUAAUUCUCCUGAGGUUGAAGAUUUUAGAGCAAGGUACAAGGUCAGUGUUCGAGUCUAUGAUCACAUCGGUCAUGCUUCAUUCAUACUUUGGGACCGAGAGUGUAAAGAAGUCUUGGGUGCAAGUGUGUUUGUAUUGAUGGAGAUUAUGCUUGAGGCCGAUGUUGGGAGUCCAAGUUGGACUGGACCGAGAACUUUCGGGGUGAGGUCUUUGGUUACCGAUCCACAGAUCUUGAGCAAGUAUGAACAUUUGGUUGUGAUUCAAGAUGAAGAAGCUGACAGAGAAAGCGAAGGUCUAUGGGCAUCUCUUGAGGAUUUGAGUCAAAAAGUGCAUGAAGUGAUUGGUUCCAAUAAUCCAAGCUCUAGCCAAAGUGUCAACACCAAGCAAAGAAGGAUUUCCGAUCUCGACGAGAGUGAAUCGUUGAAAAGGGAGCUGUUUGAUGAAAUCUUAACAACUGCAAGCAAGAAAAUGAAGAAGGAAACUACUAGAGACUGAACUUCCGACUCAUUGGGGUUGAAAAUCAAUGUUUUGGGUUUCU
Messenger RNA from Cuscuta campestris, 727 nucleotides. NCBI's taxonomy places the organism in Eukaryota, Viridiplantae, Streptophyta, Magnoliopsida, Solanales, Convolvulaceae. The record is from the annotation of a GenBank genome assembly.